AUGAAAUUCACUAGUAUUUUGCGGAAACUUAUCAAAUCCGAUGACAAAAUUGCUGCGAAUCCAAAGAAAUCUUCAAAAUCCAGGGAUAUUUUGAAAUUUGAAAAUGUCAAGCAGAAAAUCGAUAAUGUGGUGAGUUAUUUUUUUCGUAAAUAAUUUUUUAUAAAAAAAUAAUUUUUUCAAAAUUCUUUUUUCAGUGGCACCGAAAAACGAUAAUUAUUCGAAAAAACGCGGAUCUCGAUUUUCAACUGUAUAUUUUGGCCAACUCCGCUUACUCAUAUUAUGAAGUUUAUGAUUUGUCGAAGAAUUUUGUCGAGCAACUUUUUGGUGGGUUUUUGAACAAUAAAUAAUUAUUUUUUCAACAAAAAUAAUUUUCAUUUCAAAUUUCAAGUUUUUUGUUGUUGUUGAAAAUUCAGAAAAUUUCUGUUUUUUUUUGAGUUUCUAGAAUUUUCUCUCAAAUUUUUCAGUUUUGAAUAUAUUCUAUAUUUCUAUAGAAAUUUGUUGAUUAAAAAAUUUUUCAGUAUUUUUACUACUCAAAUCACCUUUUCAAAAAUCAAUAUUUUUCUAGACAAUACUUCUCGAAAAACACAAAUCCUCCUGGUCGAAGCCGCAAUUUCCCUAAAAUUCCAAACCCUUUCCGAUAAAUGGCGAAUGGUCGAAUUUCUACGUGCUAAUAUGAGCAAUCCCCAUAUUCUCUCAACUUCGGGACAACUUAUUCAUCGUCCAAAUUCCCGUGCAAAAACCGGACAAAAUGUUCGAUGUCUCAUCAAAUCCACAUGUUUAUAUAUAAUCGAUUACAAGGAAAAUCGUGUGAUUGCUCAUGUUAAUCUCAAAUUACACGUUGGGUUCAUGAGUUGUGUUGGCGACGAAUUGUAUUUCACCAAAUUGCGAAAAUCGCAAAUUUGUGCGGAUAACAAGGAUUUUUGGAGUAUUCGAAUUGGUGCCGCCACGUCAUCAAUCGAUAAUUUGUGGCGCGAAAUGGCAAGGAAUCAUCGAUUUGAGAAUUUGGAUCAAUAUUUCAAAUUUGUACGCAUUUUUAGAGUUAAAUAA
Molecule: messenger RNA, 1047 nt
Organism: Caenorhabditis angaria
Lineage: Eukaryota; Metazoa; Nematoda; Chromadorea; Rhabditida; Rhabditidae
Source: the annotation of a GenBank genome assembly